GUCUAGCCACCGCUUUUGCGCUGUUGUAGGUGCGGUGCGGGGAUCGUGAAAAUGUCAAAGUUCACGAUCUCCACUCCUGUUGGCUUAUGCCUAUUAAGCGUUGCUUUGUAGUGGAAUAGCAUUUUCUAAUACAGUGUAGUAAUUGUAGAAGUGCUUACUGAAUACCUAUCCUUUGUGUGUGAUAGGUACUUAGUAGCCUGUAGAGUCGUGAGUCGUGACAUUCGAACAUUUUACACUUAAAUGAAUUCCUAAUAUGAACAGAGAUUUGUGUUGUGAAAAAUAUAAUAUUUGUUAAAGUGUUUAAUGAACAAUAUGUGAAAUAGUACUAGGAUUUAAAGGUCAUGCUAGGUGCAUAGGCAAAUUUUUUUUAAGGCAGAAUAUUAAACGGAAAAAUGCUUAUUAAGGAAUAUAGAAUACCUCUGCCUCUAACAGUUGAGGAGUAUAGGAUUGCCCAGCUUUAUAUGAUAGCAAAAAAAAGCAGAGAAGAAAGUUCAGGAGAAGGUAGUGGUGUAGAAAUUAUUGUGAAUGAGCCUUAUGAGAAUGGUCCUGGGGGCAAAGGACAGUAUACACAGAAAAUUUAUCAUGUUGGAAGUCACUUACCAGGGUGGUUUAAAAGCUUACUUCCAAAGUCUGUGCAAACAGUGUCAGAAGAAGCUUGGAAUGCUUAUCCAUACACAAAGACAAAAUAUACUUGUCCAUUUGUCGAAAAGUUCUCUCUUGAGAUUGAGACUUAUUAUUUUGGAGACAAUGGCCACCAAGAAAAUGUUUUUAAAUUAAGUGGCAGUGAUUUAAAAAGUCGGAUAGUGGAUGUUAUAGAUGUUGUUAAAGAUCAACUUUAUGGAUCUGAUUAUAUAAAAGAAGAAGAUCCAAAACUGUUUGUGUCACAAAAAUGUAAUAGAGGACCUCUUACCGAAUCUUGGUUAGAAGAUUAUUGGAGGGAAGUUCAAGGUAAACCUCAACCUUUGCCUAAUGGUAAAUCACUUAUGUGUGCCUAUAAGCUUUGUAAAGUUGAGUUUCGUUAUUGGGGAAUGCAAACUAAGCUUGAAAAAUUCAUUCAUGAUGUAGCCCUUAGAAAAACAAUGCUUAGAGCACACAGGCAAGUCUGGGCCUGGCAAGAUGAGUGGCAUGGUUUAACUAUGGAAGAUAUUCGUGAAAUUGAAAGACAGACACAGUUAGCAUUAAAGAUGAAGAUGGCUGGGGAAACCAAUGAAGAAGCAGAUCAAAUAUCUGAAGACAACUCUAAAUCCCUAGCAGCAACAAUGAGUAGCUUGGAAAAGAAUGAAGAAUUAGCAACUCCCAUACCUACGAAAAAAACCAAUUCUGAAGUCCAUGCCCAAAUACAUUUAUCUCCUGAAGGCUCCCCUGCAACUGACCAAAAAAGUUCAUCUAAAUCUAACAUCAGAUCCUCAUCUACAGGUUCUCUUAAAAACUUACAAACUCAGGUUGCAAAUUGGAGAAUGGAAACAUUAGUUAGAGAAUCCGAAACAGAAACAGGAUCAGAAGAGGAUGAAUUCUAUGAUUGUGAAGGUUCCUUUAAUAAAUGGUCUUCAUUGUGUUCACUUGAUGAAGCAGAUAUUGAUAUAUCUCCAACUCAAGGUGAUCAGAGUCAAGAAGAUAGCAUUUUUAAUCCUUCAUUCUUAAAAAGAGUGACAUCUGAAAGAGGCUCUCGCAGAAUAGUAGCUUUACAUAGUCACCCGAGUAUAGAUGGUUGUCCUGAUACACCAGUGCAUGGUUCAUGCCCCACAACUGUCUUAUUACUUGUUUUUCAUGCUGGGAGUGUUCUUGAUGCUAAUAUUGACAUGACAGCAAGGAAAUCUGAUGUAACUACUUUUAAAGGAGCCUUUGAAUCUGUAAUGCGACAGCAUUAUCCUACACUGGUAGGACAUAUUGCAAUUAAAUUAGUUUCCUGUCCAUCAAUUUGUACGGAAGCAUUAGGAGUAUUGUCCACAUUAAGCCCCUACAGCUUUGACUGUUCACCUUCAACAAUAGAGACACCAUCAUUAACAAAUGACUUAAUACCUAUUGGUGCAAUACCAUUAAUAGCUACAUCAUCUCCAGAAUAUUCGGAACAUGUUACUAAAACUAUAGUUUCCGCGAAUGCGGUUUACAAUGAAUUUAUAAAGUCUGAAGAUGGAAAAGGCUUUUCAGGACAAGUAUGUAUAGUUGGAGACAGCAUGGGGUCAUUGCUUGCCUAUGAUGCUUUAUGUAGAAGUUUACAAUACCAAUCACGGCAUGAUAGUGAAACUAGUAUAUUGGAUACUGAAAUUUUGAUUCCAAAUGAGCCUACGGAGCACUAUUUAAAUAAGUCGCACCUUCAAGCGCCAACACCUAGGAGGAGAUCAUCGACUGCAAGUGAUAAUCAAACUAAACUAGAAUUUGAAGUAUCCGAUUUGUUCACAUUUGGAAGUCCUUUAUCCCUUAUAUUAGCAUCAAGAAAAAUUUCUGACGAUAAAACACGUGAUAUUACGAAGCCUCCCGUCCAGCAAGUAUAUAAUUUAUUCCAUCCAACUGAUCCUGUCGCGGCCAGACUGGAGCCUUUACUUUCUGCAAGAUUUACGAAUCUUCCUCCUAUAAACGUGGCACGAUAUGCCAAGUAUCCUCUAGGUAACGGCCAGCCGUAUCAUUUGAUGGAGUUAAUACAAAGUCACCCAACUUUAUUUGGAGAUCAUUUGCAAAUGCCUCCAACUCCAAUUUUAAGAAGACUUUCAGAGGCAUCAGUACAAAGUACCGUAAGCGGUCUAGCCGACAAUAUACCACUAAUAACGAUGAACGCACUUCAACAAAAGUGGUGGGGUUCGAAACGCCUUGAUUAUGCUUUGUACUGUCCUGAAGGCUUAUCUAAUUUCCCCACAAAUGCUUUACCACAUUUAUUCCAUGCCAGUUAUUGGGAAAGCUCGGAUGUCAUAGCUUUCAUAUUGCGACAAGUAGGUCAUUUCGAUUUGGCUUUAUAUAGUCACAGCGAAGAUAAAGAUUCAAUCCUGUUCAAUCCAGGCCAAGAUAAAGAAAAAUGGAUGAAGAAAAGAACGUCUGUAAAGUUAAAAAACGUUGCUGCAAAUCAUCGCGCAAAUGAUGUGAUUGUUAAAGAAGGCUGCCCGCAAACGUUUACAGCUCGAUUUAUGUAUGGUCCGUUAGAUAUGAUUACACUAACGGGAGAGAAAGUUGAUAUUCAUAUGAUGAAAGAUCCACCAGGAGGCGAAUGGAGCUUGUUGGAAACUGUUGUAACCGAUAAAACUGGAAGAAUCUCUUACACGUUAACUGAGAAACAAAGCGUUGGAUGUGGCGUUUAUCCAUUUAGAGUUGUAGUUCGAGGUGAUCACACGAGUUGCAAUUUUCAUCUCGCUGUUGUACCACCUCAGACGGAAUGUGUGGUUUUUAGUAUUGACGGAUCUUUUACUGCCAGUGUUUCGGUGACGGGUAGAGAUCCUAAGGUACGAGCGGGGGCAGUAGAUGUCGUACGUUUCUGGCAAGACUUGGGAUUUCUGAUACUAUACAUUACCGGUCGUCCUGACAUGCAACAGCGGAAGGUUGUUUCAUGGUUAGCUGAGCACAACUUUCCGCAUGGACUUGUAUUCUUUUCGGACGGACUAUCGACGGAUCCAUUGGGUCAUAAAGCGGCCCACUUGAAUAAUCUCAUCAAUGAACACGGCGUCAUUCUUCACGCUGCUUACGGUUCUGGGAAAGAUAUAAGUGUGUAUUAUAAUUGUGGAUUAACUCAUAAGCAAAUAUAUGCUAUUGGAAGGAUAAGUAAGAAAUACACCAACUUAGCGACGCCUCUGAGUGAAGGUUAUGCAUCUCACUUGGCUGAUUUGAAGCAACCUGGAGCUGUGAGAGCUGCCAGAGGCAAUGCUCGAUUGUUAGUUCCUCGUCGACUCCUUGCUACUGUAAGUACCGCGUCUGUGGUUAAAGCACGUCGUUAAAUUUUUCUUAUAUUUCCGAGUUUUAAUUAUAUAAAUUAUUAUUUUACUAAGAUAUACAAAAUAUAAUCAAAUCUCAUAUGAUUUUAUAGAAUUUAAUUUUGAAAAACUUAAUGCGAAUAAGUAUAAAAAUAUUCUAUUUUUUCAAUUAAAGUUGAACGUAUUUGAUAUUAACCAUUAUACAUAUUUAGAAUUAUAUAAAACUAAUGUAAAAAUUAUAUCUCUUGUCACACGUACCUUACUAAUUUAUUCUUAUAUACCUUAAAUAUAAAUUAUUCUGUAGGAAGUUGAUGUACUAGGAUAACUUUCAAUUUUUAUCUAAAAGUUGUUGCUGUAAAGUUUUUACUUAUUGCUAAACUUUUAAGGCUGGAAUCUCUUUAUAUCGUGGAUAUUCGACAUGUAUCUAGUCUUGCUAAGAUUUUGUUAUAUUCUAAUAUAUAAUUUUGAUCUGUCCUAUUGUGAAAUAAUACUGACAAGUAUACUUAAAAGAGUUACCUGUUCAGAUAUUACUAAUUUAAAGAUCUGUGUUGACGAGUCUCUCAUUCCAAUAAUUUAUAUUUUUUUUCCUUGAUCAUUAUUUUAUUGGAGGUAACUGUACUGAUGUGAAUCAAACUUGUUCGCUAUUUAAACAAAGUGGCGAAGAACAUUUUAUGUAAAUAGAUAAAAUUUUGCUAAAUAUUGUUCCUGAAUGUAUUUCGUCUUAGUCACUAAAGGUCAAAAAUUAAAAGCAUUAGAUGUUAAAUCCUUGUUAUACAUUAAAAUAUUUAUUCGAGUUAAGUUUAAUGCAAUGUUAUAAAUGUUUGCCUGGCUACGAUUUCUGCAAUACAGUUUACUAUUUACGAGUAUAUUUUAAAAUUCACAAUUUGCUUGCUUAAAGGAUAUUGAAUCUAUAUGUAGGUAGGUAUAGUAGAGACUAUAUACUGUUUAUGUGCUAAAACAUUAAAUACAUACAAAUUGUUGUUGAAAUCGUAGGCUGUUAAACAUAUUCAAAUUGGUGUUAAAUUUAGGCUUAUAUAAAAAAAUUCAUGACAUGUAGACUUAUUUUAAACGGAAACAAAUCUGAUAACAUAUUUAAAAAAAUCUAAAUUAUGUUGAUAUAUUCACAAAAAAAGUAUUUUGUGAAAUACGCAUAAAGUAUUUUUAUAAAUGUGUUUAAAAUACAUACCAAAGUUGUAGAAGUGUCAAGACUUAAAGUAUUUUGAAAGGCAUAGUUUUGCAUAAAGUUAGUAAUUAUUUACACAGAUAUUAUUUACAGAUGAGAGUUACUCCAGAAUUCUCUAUGAUGGUUAUUUUUAGUUUUAAAUGUUGUGAAUUUUGAACAAGUCUCUUAGCGGUUGAAACUCAAGAGUUUUACCGUACGCUUGCAGUAUUUUAAGCUUAUUUAUUAAUUUUCUAGUCUUUUAAAUGGAGGACAAAUAAGUAUUUAAAGUAUGCACUUCUCAUGUGUAUUUGGUAGCCAUAGAUUACAAUAAUUGAAAAAAAGUUUAAUAUUUCAUUUUGUUUUAAACCUUCUGAAAUGCCAUUAACAAUAUUAUAUUCAAGUUUAAAUUUUAUAUAAUUUAAUUAAUAUGACCUCGUUUACUAAUUACAUUCGUCAGUAAAAUGACCUUUAUUAAAUUAUUAUAUAUAUAUAUAUAUUAUAUGGUCGAUGUUAAGAUUAAAACACAUGGCCAUACCCAAUGUGAGAUGAUUUCGUAAUUUCAAAACAAGACGCUGAAAAUAGAAUCUACUUAAAUCGGAGCAGAUAUCGUUUUCAUCAACAUUCAUUGUUUAUGACCUGACGCGAUCGUCUAGCACAUGUAUUAAAAGAAUUUAAUAUACGUAAUUCACAUUUUUAAUUGUUCACGUUACAGUUUUUAUCACUCACUGGCAGUAAAACAUUGUAAGUAAAAUGACGUUGCUACAUAAUUUAAACACCUGCUUUACGCCCACAGUGUUUAUCUGAGCUUAACUUCAAAGCGGAUAAUCUUACUGAAACUGACUUGCAUUAAUAACUUAGUUUGCUUUGACAUCUACAAAUCACGAUUCUAUGGUUGUGUAAUAUCAAAAGUGGUGAAAAUUUUACUUAUAUCCACUAAUUCUCUCUCAAAUGAUACAUACAUAAAUUGCUGUACGGGUUUAAUAAAAACUGUUUUUUACAUGUAAAAUAAUAAAAAGAUGCUUGCACGUGAUUGUCACCGGCAUCUAAUUGAGUUUUGUACUUGGAGAUUUCUGUGUUCACCUCGUUUCCUACGGCUUCUUAGCCGAGGUCGUUUUAUAUACCUGUUAUUGUUCUUGAUAUAAAUGUGUGGGUAGUUACUCGGCUUUAAGAUUAGAUUCUAAACCUACUACUAAUUUUCUAUCUAGGUAUUAUGUGGUAUUAGUUCACUUUUUUUAUUGUUUAAUAAUUUUUGUAUCACGAUUUUUAAUUUAUGGAAUGGUUUGGGGAAAGUUACAUAGUAUUUUGUCAAAUUCAAUCAAAGAAGUGGGUGUCGUAAUAUUUAUUUUCCUUGCCGGUGUUUGGGAAUUAUUAUAACAAUUAUUCACGAUAAUCGUUCAGUUUCAAUAAUGCAAUCAAACAAAAUACUGCGUAACGAUAGAAUUUGUAACAAUACGGGUAAAGCGGUAUUUUUAAUAGUAUUCAUGUGUCAUAUAUUUUUAGUUGCUUAUAAAACACGAAUUUAAAUAUUUUGUUAACAUAUUUUUUUAUAUUGUAAAAGUAUUGACUGUCUCCUAUGUCUAGGUACAUUAGGUACAUAAUGUUAAGUAAAACGUUAACGUGUUUUGCUGUUAGUAAAAUAUUGUAGUUAUCUUCCAAAAGUGCUGUGCUAGCUUGAAUUCCUUUUAUAUUUAUUAAAAUAUGUGUGGGUAAAAUAAAUUAUUAUUGUUGGCUCUA
Messenger RNA from Pieris rapae (cabbage white), 6789 nucleotides. It is a transcript of the gene rdgB, whose product is annotated as protein retinal degeneration B. Gene Ontology annotation, cellular component: cytoplasm. Lineage: Eukaryota; Metazoa; Arthropoda; Insecta; Lepidoptera; Pieridae. Bases 393 to 3917 code for a protein of 1174 amino acids. Gene Ontology annotation, biological process: phospholipid transport. The transcript has 2 exons. The record is from RefSeq and is a predicted model, not a curated record. Gene Ontology annotation, molecular function: phosphatidylcholine intramembrane carrier activity; phosphatidylinositol transfer activity; phosphatidylinositol binding.